UAUGAAUUUUUUAUUUGCUAUAUGUGAAAGUUGCCCUAUUUAAAUUUAAUUAACUCUAUAUAAGUAUACAAAAAAUGUUUAUCUAUGUUAAAGAGAAUACAUAUUGAUUAUCUAGUAAAAAAAAAAAAGAUUCGUCUGUGUGUUUGUUACAUCCCGCAUCAUUCUCUCUUCCUCAAACACAACACCUAAGACCUAAGUGAGUUCCCAACUUUUACAAACCUUUCCUAUUUAUACUCUUCUUCCCCCUUUUGCUCCUUUGAAACAACCAAAUCCCCAAUUCUAACAAACUAUUCAAGGAACAAAUUAAGGAUUAAGGGAAAAAAAAAACAUUUUUUAGUAGCCAAAAUGUCGUGGCAAUCCUAUGUAGAUGAUCACUUGAUGUGCGACCUUGAAGGCCAUCGCCUCACCUCAGCGGCUAUUCUUGGCUUUGAUGGCAGCGUUUGGGCUCAAAGCUCUGCAUUCCCUAAGUUUAAACAAGAGGAAAUUAUUAAUAUCAUGAAAGAUUUUGAUGAACCUGGAUUUCUUGCUCCCACUGGGCUAUUCCUUGGCGGCGCAAAGUACAUGGUCAUCCAAGGAGAACCUGGCGCUGUCAUCCGUGGCAAAAAGGGGGCUGGUGGAAUAACAAUUAAGAAAACAGUUCAAGCUCUAAUUUUUGGUAUCUACGAAGAACCAGUGACUCCAGGACAGUGUAACAUGGUUGUUGAGAAAAUUGGAGACUACCUUAUAGACCAGGGUUAUUGAAAUUUCAUAAAUCCCAUAAUUAAUCUUCUUUUUUUUUUUGUAUUUUAAUGAUUGAUCUUCUUCAUCUAGUCACUGAAGUUCUUUUUUUUUCCUAAACAAAAAUAACUAGCCUAAAAGUUACUAUUAAUUUUGUUAUAUAGUUUACUGAACUAAA
Solanum lycopersicum (tomato) is the source of this 895-nucleotide messenger RNA. Its product is annotated as profilin-1-like. Gene Ontology annotation, molecular function: actin monomer binding. Gene Ontology annotation, cellular component: cell cortex. NCBI's taxonomy places the organism in Eukaryota, Viridiplantae, Streptophyta, Magnoliopsida, Solanales, Solanaceae. The record is from RefSeq and is a predicted model, not a curated record.